AUCAAUAAAACAGCGGUCGUGAAAUUGCCAUCAAACUGGAAAUUGAUUUCGCUUUAAUUUUAAAGAUAAUCAAUUAAAAUUGAUCAAAUACAAUAGUAAUUUGCUUAUAAAUAAUCGCCAUGAGUUCAAUUCAGUGUCAACUAUGGAUGGGAAGUCUGGAAUCGUACAUGACGGAGGCCUUCAUCCUCGCGGCGUUCCGAAAGAUGGGCGAAGAUCCGUCGACGGUCAAGUUGAUGCGAAACAAGUACACCGGUGAUCCGGCCGGAUACUGCUUCGUGAGUUUCAAAACCGAUGAUGCCGCACUCGAUGCGAUGCACAAGCUUAAUGGAAAGCCCAUUCCGGGAACAAAUCCUUUGGUGCGUUUCCGACUGAACAGUGCGACGAAUAAUCAGCACCGGGCGCUGCUGGCCGACCGAGAGUUUAGCGUUUGGGUGGGUGACCUCAGCUCGGACGUGGACGAUUACAGUUUGUACCGGGUGUUCUCCACCAAGUACACGUCGAUUAAGACUGCCAAGGUGAUCCUCGAUAGCUCUGGCUUUUCAAAGGGUUAUGGAUUUGUUAAAUUUGGGCUGGAAGACGAGCAGAAGAAUGCGCUGUACGACAUGAACGGCUUCAUCGGGUUGGGCAGCAAACCUUUGAAGAUUUGUAACGCAGUUCCAAAGCCGAAAUCAGAACUUGGACCAGGAUCGGGAACUUCAACGCCGAGCGCCGCCAAUCUGCUGGGAUACGGAACGGCGGCCGCGACCGACUAUUCCCAGUACUACGAUCCGACUGCGUACUGGCAGAGUUACGCUUGGCAGGGUUAUUACGACGCAACGGCCACGCAGGACACAGGGUACUCCUCGGGUUAUCCGUCGACGGCGCAGAUGGUCGCGGAUGCCGCUGUUUACGCCCAACAGUACGAGGCGCAACAGCAAAUGGCCCAGCAGCAACAGCACCACCAUCACCAUGCGGAAGACGAGGAGCUCACGUUGGUCGAUCACAAGUUUACCCUGGACGUGGACAAGCUGAACAGAGACCUGGCCGAACGGGACCGGAAUCUUUACGAUGCGUUGGAAAGUUCCAAGUGGAUGCCGGUGGAGCAGCUGGAAAUUUUCUAAACUGAGUGUUGUGUGUGUAUGGGCACUUUUUGCGAGACUUUCUCUCGAUUUCUAUCAAUAAAUACACUUCAAACAUA
Messenger RNA from Culex quinquefasciatus (southern house mosquito), 1177 nucleotides. RefSeq names its product tRNA selenocysteine 1-associated protein 1 (gene Secp43). The transcript is spliced from 2 exons. The record is from RefSeq and is a predicted model, not a curated record. NCBI's taxonomy places the organism in Eukaryota, Metazoa, Arthropoda, Insecta, Diptera, Culicidae. Gene Ontology annotation, molecular function: RNA binding. The coding region runs from base 120 to 1100 and encodes 326 amino acids.